AUGCAGCGGGAGCUGCUGCCAGCCAUGGGCCCGCUGGACGCCGACGGCAGCGCCAAGCUGGCCGUGGUCGGGAUCGGCUCGCUGGAGGCGGCCCGGGACUACGCGGACGCGCUGGGGCUGCCUCGGGAUGUGGUCUUUGCGGACGAGGGUGCCGUCACCCACAGGGCGGUCGGGACGGUGAACUCGGACUUCGAGGAGAACGCCCUGACGAGGGGGAAGCGCAUGCUGUCGAUGGAGACCUGGCGGGCCGUCGUGCGCCGGCGCGGCGGCCGGAGGGUCUCCAUCGGCCCCUUCGACGUGCCCGCGCUCGCCACCAACAACGACCUGGAGGCCGUGAAGCCCGGCGCGGGCAUCUACAAGGAGUACUCCCUGGAGGGCGACCAGGCGGCGGACCGGUCGCUGGUGCUCGGCGGAGCGCUCGUCUUCAACGGGGUCAAGCUGCUCAUGGCCCAUUACGACCAGGCCCCCGGCGCGCACGCGGACAUCGAGUGGGUGGUCGGCGCGGCAAAGGCGAGGGCGCCAGGGCAGCCGCAGAAGCUGCUUGCCGCGGAGGCGGACGCCGCGUCCACGGCGGCGGCGGCCGCGGCGCCUGACGCCGGCGCGGCCGCGCAGCCUGAGGCCGAGGCGCCGGUGGGCGCGUAG
Molecule: messenger RNA, 642 nt
Organism: Prorocentrum cordatum
Lineage: Eukaryota; Dinophyceae; Prorocentrales; Prorocentraceae
Source: the annotation of a GenBank genome assembly